UUAACAGGAGCAGGAGAACUUGGCCGUUGCUGAGGAGAUUGAAAACUUAAACUCUAGCUGUUCCCUCGCUUCUGAAGAUGCUCUCAACAAUCUGGAGUGUACCAACGUUCUGUCCCUCCUCUUCACGUCUUAUCCAAUUCUCUAACCAUCAACUGCCUGUCCUCCGGUUUACAGUACCCGCCGGUCGUUUUGCACGAGUUUCUUGCGGCGAAAUCCGGGCUGUUCAUGGUGGGGGGAGAGAGUCGUCUGUAUCGCCGUGGGAUGAGAAGCCUUAUGAAGUACUUGAAAGUGGAAAACGAGCCUACUUGGAUGAACAAGAUGUGGUGACUUUUCUUGAUCCUCCAAGGGAGUUGAUUCCCUUGGAUCCGACUUCCUAUAAUCCUGCUGCUUAUCUCUGGUGA
Messenger RNA from Carica papaya (papaya), 401 nucleotides. The record is from RefSeq and is a predicted model, not a curated record. Lineage: Eukaryota; Viridiplantae; Streptophyta; Magnoliopsida; Brassicales; Caricaceae.